AUAUGCCAUUUUCUGCUAAUUUACUUUCUUCUUCACUAAAUUUCAUGAAAGUUUGAAUCCAUAGAUCCUAAAAAUUAUACCUUUUUUUUGUUCCAUAGAUUUUGAAUUCUUGUCAAAAAGAAAAAGAAAAAUCUUGAUCAUGUUUAGUAGCACAGAGCCAAUGUCAAGAGAAACGGACAAAUUUAAUAGUUUCUUGUUUUCAAGUGGCGGCGGCGGCGGUUCUUCAAAUUUUAAGAAUGGUGGUGAAUUACAAGGAAUGGAAACUGAGUUUUUAAGGAACAAAGAAAUCAUGAUUUCUGAUUUUUUUCAGCAACAGUCUUCACAAUUCCAUCAGCAGCAGAGUAAUAAUAAUGGUGGGGGGUUAACGAGGUACAGGUCAGCUCCGAGCUCGUUUUUCGCCGGAAUUCUUGACGGAGACGGCAAUAAUUCCGGUGAAAAUUUUAUUACUCAUGAUGGAUCUUCGAGUUCGGAUUCUGAAUCCAUGUUCACUGCCUUGUUGAACAACAACAACGACAACAACAACGUUAAUAAUAAUAAUAAUGUUACAGUUUCUGGUACUCGGGAUCUGAAUGAUCAGAUCAGCAAAAAUCAGUUGCAGUUUGCUUCUUCUUCUAUGAAGCAGGAGAUUGGAGAGGAUAUAAAAUUUGCUUCUUCUGCUAUGGGAUCAUAUGGUGUAGGAGUGCAAAUGCAAAGUGGAGUGAGGUUGAGUAAUGGAAAUGGUGGUGGCUCUAAUAAUCUUAUUAGACAAAGCAGUUCACCUGCUGGAUUCUUCAAUGGAUUUGAUAUAACAAGAGAAGUUGGGAAUUAUAGAGCAAGUAGUGGGGCUAAUAUGAGCUUCUCAUCUGCUCAAUCUUCUACCUCAAAUUUCAUGCCUAGCAUUGCUGAGAAUGAAUCUUGGAAUGACUCUUCAUUCCAUUCUUUAAAGAGAAAUAGAGAUGGUGAUCUCAAAGUGUUUUCUAAUGAUUUCAAUGGAAUAACUAGUCAGAAUGGUGAAUCAAGAAACUUCACUACUUCUGGUUUAACUCACCAUUUAAGCUUGCCAAAGACAUCUUCUGAGAUGGCUGCCAUAGAAAAAUACAUGCAGUUUCAACAAGAUUCAGUGCCUUGCAAAAUCCGUGCCAAAAGAGGCUUUGCUACUCAUCCAAGAAGUAUUGCAGAGAGGAUGAGACGGACUCGGAUUAGUGAAAGGAUGAAAAAACUUCAAGAUCUUUUUCCAAAUAUGGAUAAGCAAACCAACACAGCUGAUAUGUUAGAUUUGGCAGUUGAUUACAUUAAAGACCUUCAGAAACAAGUCCAGACACUGAAUGAUAAAAAGGCGAAAUGCUCGUGCCCGAGUAAACAGCUGCAAUAUUCAAAUGGAACAACAUGAACUUGAUUUCUGUACAGAUAGUAAUAGGUGAAGUUAGAUGGGAAGAGGGAAGAGAGUAAAUUACUUCUUUCUGCCCCAAUACAAUGGAAAUAUGAUUUCUUGUAUCAUUAGCGAUAAGGCAAGUGUAGUUUUUCCCCCACUUUUAAAUGUAUAAUUGAGUUUGAGUAGAACUAAUAACAGUCUAGUGGGAAAUUCCGAUGCACAGAGCACAAAUGCUAAUUGUAUUAUGCUGUUGUUUAUUAGAAUAUGACUUUGUUGUUAGUUCAGAGAUCUAACAAGCUUGAG
Molecule: messenger RNA, 1654 nt
Organism: Nicotiana attenuata
Lineage: Eukaryota; Viridiplantae; Streptophyta; Magnoliopsida; Solanales; Solanaceae
Product: transcription factor bHLH130-like
Exons: 6
Coding region: 140-1369 (409 amino acids)
Biological process (GO): regulation of transcription by RNA polymerase II
Cellular component (GO): nucleus
Molecular function (GO): RNA polymerase II cis-regulatory region sequence-specific DNA binding; protein dimerization activity; DNA-binding transcription factor activity, RNA polymerase II-specific
Source: RefSeq, a predicted model, not a curated record